GACAGCAUGUGUCACUACGGCAGCUACUACGGAGGCCACGGCUACGGCCUUGGAGGCUUUGGUGGCCUGGGUUAUGGGUAUGGUUGUGGAUAUGGCUGUGGAUAUGGCAGAGGCUUGGGAUAUGGCAGCUUCCGCAGACUGACCGGUGGCUGUGGCUUUGGAGGCUAUGGAUACGGAUGUGGCUCUGGCUUUGGAGACUACGGAUACGGCUCCGACUACAGAAGCUAUGGAUAUGGAUGCUGCCGCCCAUCAUGCAGUGGAGAAUAUGGAAUCUCUGGAUUCUUCUGAAUAAAUACUUGAAAAUUUACAGUACCUGCCCUUGAUUCUUCUAGAAAACUUCAUUCCAUGGUCUGCAUGCUUUUCUCAUCUCGUCUUGAUAAAUGAACUUCUAUUUGGAUCGCCUGGUAUCUGAUAGUAAUGUGAAGAAAACCAGAUGAACUGGAUACUGACAUUUGAAUAGUGA
Sciurus carolinensis (gray squirrel) is the source of this 463-nucleotide messenger RNA. RefSeq names its product keratin-associated protein 19-1-like. NCBI's taxonomy places the organism in Eukaryota, Metazoa, Chordata, Mammalia, Rodentia, Sciuridae. The record is from RefSeq and is a predicted model, not a curated record. The coding region runs from base 7 to 288 and encodes 93 amino acids. The transcript has a single exon.